CGUGAUUGUGAACUAAGGAAGAAUGGCUGCUCAGAUGUACAACACUAACGUGACAGGUAAACAGGACUGUAUACUAGAGCCACUUUGUUUUCCUGACAACCUCAGCGAUAGGGUUUGUCUCACCUUCUCCAGCGAUGGACGUCUGAUGACCUGCGCUCUGUGUCCUGAUUUGUUUUCCGCUUCUGAAAAGGACCAACUUCUCAAGCACAUGGUGUUGGAGCAUAAACUGGUUAUCGCUGAUGUCAAACUCAUCGCAGACUUUUCACAAUACAUGCUGUACUGGAAGAAACGGUUUACAGAACAGCCCAUCACAGACUAUUGCAGUGUUAUCAAGACCAAUUCUGAAGGUCCUGUUGAACAACAAGAGCAUUAUUUUCUGUUAUGUGAUGCUCUGCCAGAGGACAGAAUCCUGAGGGAGCAGCUUCAGCAGAGACGACUGGAGGAAGUUCUGGAACAGCAGCAGAAAGAGCGAGAUGAUGAAACGUUUCAUCGCAUAUGUAUGUUUUGCAGCGAGGAGUUUACUGGAAACAGGUCUUCAUUGCUGAAUCACAUGGCUAAAGAACAUUCUUUCAGCAUCGGCCUGCCGGACAACAUAGUCUACUGUGAUGAAUUUCUCAACACACUCGAGAGCAAACUGGACAACAUGCAGUGUCUGUACUGCGAGAAAACAUUCAGAGACAAAACCACACUCAAAGAUCACAUGAGGAAAAAGCAGCAUCGCCGAAUAAAUGCCAGAAACCACAACUACGAUCGAUUCUACGUCAUCAACUACCUGGAAUUGGGAAAGACGUGGGAGGAAGUGCAGUCUGAAGACGACCGAGAGAUCCUUGAAGAUGAAGAUGAUGAUUGGUCGGAUUGGCAGGCUCAUCCGGUGUGUGCCGUGUGUCUUUUUUGUGAUCAGCAAGCAGAGACCAUGGACAAAAUUUACACACACAUGCAGGAAACUCAUGAAUUUGAUCUGCACAAACUCAAAAUGGAUUUAAGCCUCAAGUUUUACCAGCAGGUCAAACUAGUGAAUUACAUCCGUCGUGAGCUUCACCAGUGCCGCUGCUACUGCUGUCAGGAGAAGUUUGAAAGCAAAGAGGGACUAGUUCAACAUCUGGUUACCGCUGGUCAUGUGAUGCAGUUACUGGAGGUCUCACACUGGGACCAACCGCAAUACUACUUUCCUACGUACGAGAAUGACGCUCUUCUUACAGCUCUGUCGGACAGCGAGAGCGAAUCAGAGGGUCCAAAUCACAGCUCUGAAGUUCCUGUUAUAGCUGAAGACAUCUCAAACCUGAAGGUGUUAAGACAGACCAGUGUGCUUAGUAAACUUCUCAAAGAUAGAGGAGCCACCAACUGAAGCUCAGAGACUUGCACAGGUUUACUGACGUUCUAAUUGCUUUCAGUGUAGAAAAUGAAUAUGUUGAGAUUAAUGAUGCGACUUCUCAUUCUGAUAAACUGAGAACACCAAUGCUCACGUUAUGAAAAUGGUGUCAAAUAAACUUUAUUUAUGUACGCAUUUGAUCAGUGGAUUGAUAUAAACCCUAUUUGAAAACGAUUUUGAUUUGAAUUCUGUUUGUGGUGAAACCUUGGACAAGGCAGACUGGAGGUAUACAGUGCAUCCGCUUGGCGCUUCAGUUUGUCCACAUUUUUUAUGUUAAAGCCUUAUUCCAAAAUGGAUUAAACUCACCUAUUUCCUCAAAACUCUACACAGAUUUUUUUUUUAUUGUUGCAAAUUUAUUAAAGAGCCCCUAUUUUUGCAUUAAAAAGGUUAAUAUUUUGGUUUUAGGGGUCUCCAACAACAUGCAAGGUCAAAAAACACCUUCAUUGUCUUAAAAUAUGCCUUCAUGUUAAUUAUCCCAGCGACUCCCAUAUGAUUCGUUCAGUGACUCAUUUGUUCCCAAACCUCUCCUUACCGCGAAGCUAAUCUGCGCUGAUUGGACCGAUGACCCCGUCUAUUGUGAUUGGUCGACCGCGUUCAGCUCGAGACAGAGUGAAAUGCCCAGCACAGCUACAGUAUAAAGUAGCAGAAAGUAUGUGAGAGCCCAAUGCAGGAGUGCAAUAAUAGAAUGCAGUUAAAGACCAGCAUAUUACUCCACUCUUAACCCUAAACCCCAAGUAAUAACGACGACACACCUUCAGUAUUAAUCCACACUGUGGCAAAAGUUGAACUAUUUUGAAAAUUGACCGCGCCACGCGUUUGAGGAACAGCUAAUGGAGGCCAUAGCAAAGGCAAACAGCAGAGGAUCGCCAGUUCAGAAACACAUUUAAAUCGGUAAAGGAAGAAGCAUGCGUCACGUUUUUAAUGUAGUUUUGGACGUGAACAGUACCAUACAGAUUUAACCUGAGAGAUACAGUACAAGCACUGAUCUAUAAUAGAUACACGAUUACAAGCCGCGCGGGGUGAUUACAACUUAUAACACACAAUCAAACACAUAUUUUCAAACUACACAAAACGAGGCAACAAUUUUAAUGACACUUACGUGUUAUGGUCCGCAGGAUGAAGAAACUGGUCCAUUUGAACUGUAAAAAUUACUGACAAAUUCCCUGUCAAAGUCUGCUGCUCCUUCAAUAGCAAACGGCCGACCAAUCCCGCAUUGCAGCGUAGGUUAUUGUAUCAAAAAUCAGAAAGAUGAUAGGAACACAGCUCUAGGUUGGCUAUUCUGUGGUAUUGUUGUGAAAAUAAACGUUAACCAUUUAUUCCUCGCAGCCGGAUCUCCAUCUGUCAGUAAUCGUCAUCUUCACGCCUUGAUCAGUCCUGUGAUGCCCCGCGCCUCUUUAAGUGUCUGAAGUGAAAGCGCAUGCACAUUUUAUCAGAACUGGAAGCACAUAUUUGGUGAUGUACCGUAUCCACGUCGAUGCGAUCAAACAAAAGAUCCGAACCCAACUCGAUUCGUUUAUUAGACUCUGAGGCGACUAUUUCGCUUAAAGAAUCAAUAGUUUUAAACAUGGUGCACUUUUAGAUUUAAACCUCAGCUGGAUGUUUUCAUUCACUUAGAGCUGUGUUACACACUGCAUGGAAGGUCAUUUUCAAAAACCCAUAAUAUGGCUUCUUAAAAGAUUUUUUUUUUUAAAUCACAUGUACCUGUAUAUAAGUAUUCCCAGCCUUUGCUCUAUACUUUGUUGAUGCCCCUUUGACAGCAAUUACAGCCUCAAGUCUUUUUGAAUAGGAUGCCACAAGCUUGGCACACCCGUCUUUGGGAUUUUCCAGUACCUCUCAAGCUCUAUCAGGUUGGAUGGGAAGCGACGGUGUACAGCCAUUUUCAGAUCUCUCCAGAGAUGUUCAAUAGGAUUUAGGUCUGGGCUCUCACCGAGACAUUCACAGAAUUGUUGUGAAGCCACUCCAUUGAUAUGUUGGCAGUGUGCUUUGGGUCAUUGUCCUGCUGGAAGAUGAACCGUCGACCCAGUCUGAGGUCAAGAGCACUCUGUAGCAGGUUUUCAUUCAGGAUGUCUCUGUACAUUGCUGCAUUCAUCUUUCCUUAUAUCCUGACUAGUCUCCAAACAUAACAACUGACAUUCACUCCAAAGAGUUCAAUUUUAGUCUCAUCAGAGCAGAGAAUUUUGUUUCUUAUGGUGUGAGAGUCCUUCAGAUGCCUUUUUGCAAAUUCCAGGCAGGGAGUGGCUUCUGUCUGGCCACUCUACCUUAAAUGCCUGAUUGGUGGAUUGCUGCACAAAUGGUUGUCCUUCUGUAACAGUGUUACACAUCUCCUUGAUUAAUUAAAUAAUAAUAAUCUAAAAAUAAAUAUACAUGUAUAUAUCGUAAGUAGUGUUUUCUUUUUUGUGUGUUGUAUAUACUUGUGGUUCUCUUCUCUUCGCCUCUGUCUCUCCGGCAGGUUUCAUUAUCACCGCACAGGUGCAUUGAAUCAGGUGCCCACACGUGGAGGCUUGCCGGCUUGUUUGUGAAGACAAUUUGAACCGGACUGGGACGUCAUUCAGAGAGUCUCCUCUCUCCCGGUUUGUGUAGUUUGUUUUGUGAAGUUAAAAUUGUGUUGUAUUUACUCUGCGAAAUUGUUGAAAGUGAACGCUGAGUGUUGACUUUGAGAUCUAUAUGGAGACACGUGCUGAGGAGAGUGCCUUUUUGUUUUUUACGUUUUCUCAUGUUUUGUGGUUAGUAGGGAGGCAAGUGAAUGUUAUUAUUUGUUUUAUUUGAUGUGCAGGUAAGAGGGUUAAACUU
Danio aesculapii is the source of this 4159-nucleotide messenger RNA. RefSeq names its product zinc finger protein 277 (gene znf277). The transcript has 12 exons. Lineage: Eukaryota; Metazoa; Chordata; Actinopteri; Cypriniformes; Danionidae. The record is from RefSeq and is a predicted model, not a curated record. Bases 23 to 1345 code for a protein of 440 amino acids.